Molecule: messenger RNA, 498 nt
Organism: Fusarium musae
Lineage: Eukaryota; Fungi; Ascomycota; Sordariomycetes; Hypocreales; Nectriaceae
Exons: 2
Coding region: 1-498 (165 amino acids)
Source: RefSeq, a predicted model, not a curated record
AUGAUUUCUGUUAUGGUAUUACUGGUCUAUGUAAUAGUGGUUGUGAUUACUGUUAAGGACUCUGAGAUUGUUGUCGACAUUAUGAGUUCUGAAAUGGUAGUACCCGGCUCUGUAGUAGUAGUAGUUGUAAUCACUGUUGGAGACUCUGAGGUUGUAGUGGAUGAAUACGAAGUUUUCUCUUCAGCACUUGAGGGCGUAUCUGAGAUGUCUGAACUAGCUAGCUCUGACGAGGUCUCUGAGGUUGAACCAAAGGUUGAAAAGCUCGUAUCGGUUGACUCGUUCGGCGUGGUUGUGGGCAGAUUUGAUUGCCCCUGCCCAGUAGAUGGCGAAGCCUCAGAAGACGACGAUGCCUCAGUAGACAAUGAUACUCCGGAACCUGGCGAUGCCUCAGCAGAUGAUGUUGCCUUAGUGCUUGACUCGUUGGAGAAAAUAGAUGACUCAAUGGGGAUGUUACGAACCCGAAUGCCUGCGUCUGCGGGAUACUUCCGUGAGGGCUAG